AUGGCCUUCCCCGGCCGCUCCAGCUCCACGAGAAAGGCGCCAGCCUGCGGCGAGGGUGAGGUAACCAGUACGACCGGUGAUGCCGCUCUCGUCAGAGCCCCGAGUCUCGCUGGCACCCCUCGGACCACCUCGCAAAGGACCCAGCGGACCAAGGCGAACGCCCGAGAGCGCAGUCGCAUGCACGGCCUCAAUGCCGCCCUGGAUAAACUGAGAAGGCACAUCCCCUUCGCUCGCAACACCAGCAAGCUGUCCAAGAUCGAGACCCUGCGGAUGGCGCGCAACUACAUCUUUGUCCUCUCGGAGACCCUGUCCACGGGGGAGCCGUUCGACCCCAUCACCUACGCCAGCGUCAUGUCGCGAGGGCUGAGCCACGCGACCGCCAAUCAGAUCAACGGUUCACUCAACCUGCGACCCUGCUCGGUCAAGCUGCUGCCGCCGCUGGAGUCGUACCGCGCGUCUGGGUACGAGGUCGCGGAGCCGGCACCCCCUUCCGCUUCAGCGGGGGCGUCGCAGAUGGAGUGUCACGUGAUACCUGAGCUCUGGUCAGACGGCGAUCAGCUGACCGCCUUUUCGGCCGCUUACUGAGGUCCAGCCAGGCGCAACCGACAUAGCCGCUGUUCAACCCUGCAGAUGCGCUUACUCUAUGGGUGCUGUUAUACUUUAAUUAUCCAAAUCAACAUCCGUAGCAUGUUAGCGUAAACUUCAAGAAAAAAACUUUUUGAGCGCUAAGGAGUAAUGAGCGUAGACAAAGACAUGCUUAUCAGUGAUGUGACUAUGGCGUUUCACGAUUUAUGCAAGAGGCUUUUACUUAGGGCAACCCGUCUUUUCCAUUAUUCUGCAAUUUGCCAUGAAAGAGAGUCCUAUACGUCAGCCGUCAGCGUAGGGUUUAAAUAAUUCCUUGGGUGAUUCCGAAAGUGAAAAGUUUGGACAUUCAAGUUUUAUUUUAUUUUAUCAAGCUUUUAGAUACCUAUCAACAUUUGUUCAGCUGUUCGUCGGAAAUAGGUAAAGUGCAGCUGUCCGCCAAAUGUACUGGUGUGUCAUACGAUUAUGCUGCAUCGUUUUCAUGGCCUAUGUAAGGACAAGCGUCAUUAUACGAAAUCAUGU
Molecule: messenger RNA, 1104 nt
Organism: Amphibalanus amphitrite
Lineage: Eukaryota; Metazoa; Arthropoda; Thecostraca; Balanomorpha; Balanidae
Product: neurogenic differentiation factor 4-like
Exons: 5
Coding region: 1-585 (194 amino acids)
Molecular function (GO): protein dimerization activity
Source: RefSeq, a predicted model, not a curated record